GUUGCGGAGCGGCGCCCUGCGGCUCCCGGCGGCCGCUGCUCGCGCUGAGGUGCGUCGGUGCCCGGCCUCCCGCGCCCCUGCGCGCCGCGGCGUCUUCUGACUCGGCCGGCUCGCCCGUCGGUCCGCAGCGCGGCUGAGGAACCUUGAACAUAACUUCAAAAGAAGAUUUGGUUUUUACUUUUGGACUACAUAUAUAUUAUAAGGCUACCAGAAUGUCGGGAGCCUCAGUGAAGGUGGCUGUUCGAGUGAGGCCCUUCAAUUCUCGAGAGACCAGCAAGGAGUCCAAGUGCAUCAUUCAGAUGCAAGGCAACUCGACCAGUAUUAUUAAUCCAAAGAACCCAAAGGAAGCACCAAAGUCCUUCAGCUUUGACUACUCUUACUGGUCUCACACUUCGCCUGAAGAUCCCUGUUUUGCAUCGCAGAAUCGUGUGUACAAUGAUAUUGGGAAGGAAAUGCUCUUACAUGCUUUUGAAGGAUACAAUGUCUGUAUUUUUGCCUAUGGGCAGACUGGUGCUGGGAAAUCCUACACAAUGAUGGGGAAACAAGAAGAAAGCCAAGCUGGCAUCAUCCCACAGUUGUGUGAAGAACUCUUUGAGAAGAUCAAUGACAACUGCAAUGAAGAGAUGUCGUACUCUGUGGAGGUGAGCUAUAUGGAAAUUUACUGUGAGAGAGUACGAGAUUUGCUGAAUCCCAAAAACAAGGGUAAUUUGCGUGUUCGUGAACACCCGCUUCUUGGACCCUAUGUGGAGGAUCUGUCCAAGCUGGCAGUCACUUCGUACACUGAUAUUGCUGACCUCAUGGAUGCUGGGAACAAAGCCAGGACGGUGGCAGCUACCAACAUGAAUGAAACAAGUAGCCGUUCCCACGCUGUGUUUACCAUUGUUUUCACCCAGAAGAAACAUGAUACUGAGACUAACCUUUCCACUGAAAAGGUCAGUAAAAUCAGCUUGGUGGAUCUAGCAGGAAGUGAACGAGCUGAUUCAACUGGUGCCAAAGGAACUCGAUUGAAGGAAGGUGCAAAUAUUAAUAAGUCUCUUACAACUUUGGGCAAAGUCAUUUCAGCCUUGGCCGAGGUGGAUAACUGCACCAGCAAGAGUAAAAAGAAGAAGAAAACUGAUUUUAUUCCCUACAGAGAUUCUGUUCUUACUUGGCUUCUUCGAGAAAAUCUAGGUGGCAACUCUCGAACGGCAAUGGUUGCUGCUCUGAGCCCAGCAGACAUCAACUAUGAUGAAACUUUGAGCACCCUGAGAUAUGCAGAUCGUGCAAAGCAAAUUAAAUGCAAUGCUGUUAUCAACGAGGACCCUAAUGCCAAGCUGGUUCGGGAGCUGAAGGAGGAAGUGACCAGACUGAAGGAUCUUCUUCGUGCUCAGGGGCUGGGAGAUAUUAUUGAUAUUGACCCAUUGAUCGAUGAUUACUCUGGAAGUGGAGGCAAAUAUCUGAAAGACUUUCAGAACAAUAAGCAUAGGUACUUGCUAGCCUCUGAGAAUCAACGCCCUGGCAAUUUUUCCACAGCAUCCAUGGGGUCCCUUACUUCAUCUCCAUCUUCAUGCUCACUUAAUAGUCAGGUGGGCUUAACAUCUGUGACCAGUAUUCAAGAGAGGAUCAUGUCUACACCUGGAGGGGAGGAAGCCAUUGAACGUCUAAAGGAGUCAGAGAAGAUCAUUGCUGAGCUGAACGAAACCUGGGAAGAGAAACUUCGUAAAACAGAGGCCAUCAGAAUGGAAAGAGAAGCCUUAUUGGCUGAGAUGGGAGUUGCUAUACGGGAAGAUGGGGGAACACUUGGCGUUUUCUCACCCAAAAAGACUCCACAUCUUGUUAACCUCAAUGAAGAUCCACUGAUGUCGGAGUGUCUGCUUUAUUAUAUCAAAGAUGGGAUUACAAGGGUUGGCCAAGCAGAUGCUGAGCGGCGCCAGGACAUAGUGCUGAGUGGGGCCCACAUUAAAGAAGAGCAUUGUGUCUUCCGGAGUGAGAGAAACAACACUGGGGAAGUGAUUGUGACUUUAGAGCCCUGUGAGCGCUCAGAAACAUAUGUGAAUGGCAAGAGGGUGUCCCAUCCUGUUCAGCUGCGCUCAGGGAACCGUAUCAUCAUGGGCAAAAACCACGUCUUUCGUUUCAAUCACCCUGAACAAGCACGAGCUGAGCGGGAGAAGACUCCCUCUGCUGAGACACCCUCGGAGCCUGUGGAUUGGACAUUCGCUCAGAGAGAGCUUCUGGAAAAACAAGGGAUCGAUAUGAAGCAGGAGAUGGAGAAAAGGCUACAGGAAAUGGAGAUCCUAUACAAAAAGGAGAAGGAGGAAGCUGAUCUCCUUCUGGAGCAGCAGAGACUGGACUAUGAGAGCAAACUGCAGGCCUUGCAGAGGCAGGUAGAGACUCGCUCUCUGGCUGCAGAAGCAACUGAAGAGGAAGAGGAGGAGGAGGAGGAAGCUCCUUGGACACAGCAUGAGUUCGAGUUGGCCCAGUGGGCCUUCCGGAAAUGGAAGUCUCACCAGUUUACUUCGUUAAGGGACUUACUCUGGGGCAAUGCAGUGUACCUGAAGGAAGCCAAUGCCAUCAGUGUGGAGCUGAAAAAGCAGGUGCAGUUUCAGUUUGUUCUGCUGACUGACACGCUGUACUCCCCUUUGCCUCCUGAAUUACUUCCCACGGAGAUGGAAAAAGCUCACGAGGACAGACCUUUCCCUCGUACAGUGGUGGCCGUGGAAGUCCAGGACCUGAAGAAUGGAGCAACGCAUUACUGGUCUUUGGAUAAACUCAAGCAGAGACUGGAUUUAAUGCGGGAGAUGUAUGACAGGGCAGGUGAAAUGGCUUCCAGUGCCCAAGAUGAAAGCGAAACGACCAUGACCGGCAGUGACCCAUUCUACGAUCGGUUCCACUGGUUCAAACUUGUGGGAAGCUCCCCCAUUUUCCACGGCUGUGUGAAUGAGCGUCUUGCCGACCGCACACCCUCCCCCACUUUUUCCACGGCCGAUUCCGACAUCACUGAACUGGCUGACGAGCAGCAGGAUGACAUGGAGGAUUUUGAUGAUGAGGCAUUCGUGGAUGACACCGGCUCUGACGCAGGGACGGAAGAGGGAUCAGAUCUCUUCAGUGAUGGGCAUGACCCAUUUUACGACCGAUCCCCUUGGUUCAUUUUAGUAGGAAGGGCAUUUGUCUACCUGAGCAACCUGCUGUAUCCAGUGCCCCUGAUUCACAGGGUGGCCAUUGUCAGUGAGAAGGGGGAAGUGAGGGGAUUUCUGCGUGUGGCUGUGCAGGCCAUUGCAGCGGAUGAAGAAGCCCCUGAUUACGGCUCUGGGAUUCGGCAAUCAGGAACAGCUAAAAUAUCUUUUGAUAACGAGCACUUUCAUCAGAGUGACUUUUCUUCUGUUGCAAUGACUCGUUCUGGUCUGUCUUUGGAGGAGCUGAGGAUUGUGGAAGGACAGGGUCAGAGUUCUGAAGUUAUCACUCCUCCAGAAGAAGUCAAUCGAAUAAAUGAUUUGGAUUUGAAGUCAGGCACUUUGCUGGAUGGGAAGAUGGUGAUGGAAGGAUUUUCUGAAGAGAUUGGCAAUCACCUGAAACUGGGCAGUGCCUUCACUUUCCGAGUCACUGUGCUGCAGGCCAGUGGGAUCCUUCCAGAGUAUGCAGACAUCUUUUGUCAGUUCAACUUUUUGCAUCGGCAUGAUGAAGCCUUCUCCACUGAACCCCUCAAAAACAAUGGAAGAGGAAGCCCCCUGGGCUUUUAUCAUGUACAGAAUAUUGCAGUGGAGGUCACUGAGUCAUUUGUGGACUACAUCAGAACCAAGCCCAUUGUAUUUGAGGUCUUUGGGCAUUACCAGCAGCACCCACUCCAUCUACAAGGACAAGAUCUUAACAGUCCACCCCAGCCUUCUCGAAGAUUCUUCCCACCACCCAUGCCUCUCUCCAAGCCAGUUCCAGCUACCAAGUUAAAUACCAUGAACAAAACCAGCCUUGGGCAGAGCAUGAGCAAGUAUGACCUUCUGGUUUGGUUUGAGAUCAGUGAACUGGAGCCUACAGGAGAGUAUAUUCCGGCUGUGGUUGACCAUACAGCAGGCUUACCCUGCCAGGGGACAUUUUUGCUGCACCAGGGCAUCCAGCGCCGGAUCACAGUGACUAUUAUCCAUGAGAAGGGCAGCGAGCUCCACUGGAAAGAUGUUCGUGAACUGGUGGUAGGUCGGAUUAGGAAUAAACCUGAGGUUGAUGAAGCUGCAGUUGAUGCUAUCCUUUCCCUAAACAUCAUCUCUGCUAAGUCCUUGAAGUCCUCCCACAACUCCAGCAGGACCUUCUACCGUUUUGAGGCUGUAUGGGACAGUUCCUUACAUAACUCCCUCCUUCUGAACCGAGUGACACCUUAUGGAGAAAAGAUCUACAUGACCUUAUCCGCCUAUCUGGAGUUGGAUCAUUGUAUCCAGCCGGCUGUCAUCACCAAGGAUGUGUGCAUGGUCUUCUACUCCCGAGAUGCCAAGAUCUCACCGCCACGUUCUCUGCGAAGUCUCUUUGGUAGUGGUUACUCAAAGUCACCAGACUCCAACCGAGUUACUGGAAUUUAUGAACUGAGCUUGUGCAAAAUGGCAGAUACUGGUAGUCCAGGCAUGCAGAGGCGGAGAAGAAAAGUCUUGGACACCUCCGUAGCAUAUGUGCGGGGAGAAGAGAACCUCGCAGGCUGGCGACCACGUGGAGACAGCCUCAUCCUGGAGCACCAGUGGGAGCUGGAGAAGCUAGAGCUGCUACAUGAGGUGGAAAAAACUCGCCACUUCUUGCUGCUUCAGGAUAGACUUGGUGACAGCAUACCCAAGUCUCUGAGUGACUCAUUGUCCCCCAGCCUCAGCAGUGGGACCCUCAGUACCUCUACCAGUAUGUCUUCUCAGAUCUCAACCACCACCUUUGAAAGCGCCAUCACACCUAGUGAGAGCAGUGGCUAUGACUCAGCAGACAUUGAAAGCCUAGUAGACCGAGAGAAAGAACUGGCUACAAAGUGCCUGCAGCUUCUCACCCAUACUUUCAACCGAGAAUUCAACCAGGUGCAUGGCAGCAUCAGUGACUGUAAGUUGUCUGAUGUCUCUCCAAUUGGAAGGGAUCCCUCUGUGUCCAGUUUCAGCAGCUCUACCCUCACUCCCUCCUCCACGUGCCCCUCCCUGGUGGACUCAAGGAGCAACUCAAUGGAUCAGAAGACCCCAGAAGCCAACUCUCGUGCCUCUAGUCCCUGCCAAGAGUUUGAACAGUUUCAGAUCAUCCCAACUGUGGAGACACCCUAUUUGGCCCGAGCAGGAAAAAAUGAAUUUCUCAAUCUCGUUCCAGACAUUGAAGAAGUUAGAGCAGGGUCAGUGGUAUCUAAGAAGGGAUACCUGCAUUUCAAGGAGCCACUUUCCAGCAACUGGGCUAAACAUUUCGUUGUGGUUCGCCGCCCUUAUGUCUUCAUCUAUAACAGUGACAAAGACCCAGUGGAGCGUGGCAUCAUUAACCUGUCUACAGCACAGGUGGAGUACAGUGAGGACCAGCAGGCCAUGGUGAAGACACCUAACACCUUUGCUGUGUGCACAAAGCACCGCGGGGUCCUCUUGCAAGCUCUCAACGACAAGGACCUGAGUGACUGGUUAUAUGCCUUUAACCCUCUUCUGGCUGGCACAAUAAGGUCAAAACUCUCUCGCAGAUGCCCGAGCCAGCCGAAAUACUAAGCAUCUCUGCUGAGCCUUGCUCGCCUUCGACUGAUAAAGAAAGUGUUACCUCUCAUUCUCUCUGUGAUUCUUAACGGUUAUUAUUGUAUGUAAUCCUGUGGCUUAACUACUUUUCUCUUUCAUCCAGCACUUCUCUAGCUCUCCUGGUCCUUAUCUCCAUGGUUCUGUACUCUUCUUUUUCUUGUGCUAAGACUUGUAGCAUGUGGCCUAACAAAAGGGGAAAAAACACUACACAUAUUUAUAUACACUCACCCUUGCAUACAAACCCUGAGGGGAUCCAACAAAUCUCCAAAUUAUUUUCCAGUGUACUUCAGCUUCAUUUUGAAUGGUAGAUCCCCUUCCUAAUCCCUGUCUGUCUGUUGUCUCUGUAUAGCUCUGGUUUUCUGGGUAACUUCUCUCUGUCUGUCUGUCUUUGUCUGUCUGUCUGUCUGUCUUUCUGUCUGUCUGUCUGUUUCUCUUAUUCUAUUUAUGAUACUACUGCUUUUCCCUGGGUGGCUUAGAGACUAUGGGAGGAGACAUUUGGCAAGUGAGCCCUUGAGAAAAAAAAACAAAACACUUGCUUUCCCUCAUUCUCUCUCUCUCUCUCUCUCUCUCUCUCUCUCUCUCUCUCUCUCUCUCUCUCUCUCUCUCUCUCUCUCUCUCUCUCUCUCUUUGUGUGUGUGUGUGUGUGUGUGUGUGUGUGUGUGUGUGUGUGUGUGUGUGUGUGUGUGUGUGUGUGUGUGUGUGACUAAAUCCCUGCAUUUCCAUUCAGGGAAAGCUGUGGAAAGCUCAGAAAUGGGAUUUUGUUCUCUGUCCAAAUCAGGGCUUCGAGCAUGGAUUUAUAGAGCAGAAGAGACAGAGGGUCUUUGUGAUAGGCCUGAGCAACAGCUACCAUUGCCCUUUACGGCCAGGCUGCUGCAGUAGGUUGGACAAGUGGGUCAUGAGAGUGAUCCUUAGAUGAUGGCUAUGGUUGCUCACAGCAGAACCUGCAGACUUUCUGCUCCUCGUUGGGAAUGAAGUCACCAUCGGGAUCCAGCGGCCAUUCCCAAUAAUGCUUGUCCCUUAUAAACAAACAUGGCAGGGUGUGUUUUCUGGAUGCCACCAUUCCAAACAAAUCAGAAGACACUUAGGAAUGAGAAGGAGUAUCCCCAGCUGUCUGGUGGUUUGCUGUUGGAUCCUGACUUGUCCCCCAUGUGAUUUGGAAAUGCCCCCUUAGAAAUCAGAAGAGCGUCCUGUCCCUUGGUUUCUGUGACUUCUCACACACCAGGCCAGGGUUCAAGAGACCAUCAGAAAAUAGUCUCUUCUUUCCCCUGCCCGUAAGCGUUAGGGGACUGAGCAGGGCACAGAAAGCUCUGGCUUGGCUUCUGGGGUUGCUUUGCCAGUGACUGGGGCUCGUUCAUGUUGCCGUGUACAGGUCUUGCUUGCCAGCCUGUUUACCCAGGAAGGCGUCUGUUCACCCCACUCUGGGAGGGCCUCCACCCGAGGGCAGUGGUAGGAUGAAUGUCUCUGUUUGGUUCACUCACCACUGCAGAGCAGCUACCAGGGAGGCAUAUGGGCAUGAAGCCCUUGUUUCUGACCUCUCAGAGGGGCUUAUCUGAAGAAAAGGACUCUCGGCUCCUUUUGUUACUGUUGUUUUGCAAAGAAAAGGAGAAGUGGACCAUAAAGGAAAGGAAGGUCAGAAUCAGACUGUUUUUAUCUAAAAAAUGAGCAACAAAUACUUUGGGUUUUUAAAACUUUCUUUCUCUCCUUCAAGCAUAGGUCACUAACUGUAAUGUUACUUGUUUUCUAAGCAUAUGUAUGAGAUUUUUAAUGUAGUUAGAAGUCUCUGUUGUCUAAUGGAUACAACAUGCCCCUCUGGUGUAUACUCAAAUCCAGCAGGCUCUGUCUGUGCUUGGAGACAGCUUCCUGGGCCAGAACUAAAUCUAAUUUCAGGGAAAUGAAGAUGAAAGGUCACUUUCAAACUGAAUCACUGAUGUUGCUGCUGUUAUGAAGUGAGAUGGAAGGAUCCGUGUCUGUGAUGUGAGGUGCGAACCCUGAGGGAGAGUGAAACUGUGCGGUGCACUAACCCUGCAGUGACUUGUGUUUCUUUUCAUUCACACAACACUGGUGUAGAGAGUCUUUGCUUUGCAAAUAUCAAGCGUUAGGAUGGACUGGACCACUCUUCACAAAUGCCCAGAUAAGGCGGCCUAUCAGGAGGCCAGGAAACGUGGGGUUGGAACUUGGGCAUGUGUGUUUCUGUCUGCCACUGCUGGCGCCCCCUCUUGCUGUAGCCCAUGCUCAGACUGGAAUCUGAGCAGUUUGGGGCUGAUGUCCCAUUUGCAGACUGGGUCACCUCUGCCUUGAAGCUCUGAAGGGUUUAUGGAAAGACCAGUUGGUGAGAUUUUUGUGGUUUCCAUGGUAGUAAGAAAGUUAAGAUGACUAGCCCUUAAGAAAACUACCUUUUAAUUUUUUUUAAUUUUCAAAGCACUCCUUUAAACAAAAAAACCUUGAGUGAAAAUAUACAAAUUACAGAAAGUGAGUGCUAGCUAAAAGUAAUUAUCCUCCCUCUUCCUUUACUUCUGCCCCCUCCUUUCUCCCAAGCAAAUAUAGCUUCAUAACUACCCCCUGGCCAGUGCUCAGGCCUUGCCUGCUUCUGGGACACUACCUGGGAGUCAGUCAGCUCUCAGGCCCAGACUGUGUGGGACCAGGCAGUCCCUGCACAAGGUCAGGCAGGAGCACAGGCCCGCUGCUUCUGAGCAGGCCCCUGAACUCCAGCCCUAAAUGAGAAGCUUGAUGAGGCAAGGGCGGAAGAAGGUUUAUCAACUAAGAAACCAUUAGUUUCCCCUCCAGCUACAUUGAUCUAUAAUAUAUCUAAUACUUUUUCAAGUUUGUUUUUUCAUCUUGUUUAGAUGAAGUAGUGAAGGAUGAUCAGGAAAGGUCUUUGGGGUCUAGGGACUGAUGAUGUCUGGCAUGUAUUUGAAAGCAUAGACUUCAUUAACUGCUGCUGCUUGUCUAGUUUACAGGGAAACUUGAUAUUGUAAGGUGUUUGUAUAUUUAUACAGCUGUAAUGAAUUGCACAUUGGACUGAUGAGAUGAUCUACCCUGGUGGUGCCUGUUGGGACUCUGGCACUCCCUCUUGGAGGCUGUGCUCUGGCUCUCCUGAACAAUACCGGGGCUGGGUGUUGGUUUGGCAUGGGUUCUUCACUUUUCAUUUGGGUUCUUUUUUGAAACUGUAAUCUUCGACUUGCUCUAUGAGAAAAAAAGAUAACUCUGUUGCUGCUCUUAGAAGGUCCGCUGAAUGCAUUUGAAUAAAACUCUGGUGCUGUGCGCUGCAGCCAUCCACCAUAACCAGUAUCCGCCAAGAGCGGUUACGACCAUGACUGUGGAGGAGGUCAGAUCAUCAGCUGAGAGAUGAUUGCUGUUACUGUUCAAAAGGCCAUUUAUGAAGUAGGUACUUGAGCUCUAUAAAAUCCUAAGAAAGCCCCAACUAACGUACAGAAGUGACGAGUUGAUACAGAGCUGGUGUUAAAAGCUCACAGGCAGAGGUUAGGGGCAUAGCUUAGUGAUAGAGCACUUGGCAGUUCUGUGUGAUGCCCUCGAUUCAGUCCCCGGUACUGCAGAUCAGAGACAAACCCUCCCGGUAGACAGCUGCUCAGACAGAGUCCAGGCCCAGGUUGGUCUCCUGCCAAAGCCUGGAUGUUACACGUUGCUUGUCGUGUCUUUAAUUGUCAUUUUUCCCAUGCUGUGUAUUCUGGCAUCAGCUCUCCUAAGGAAUCCACCAGCCUUCUCAUGGUUACACAUUGUCUUAGACUUUGUGGCUCUAAAGUACUUAUCUGUUGAGAGUCAAGUCUCUCGUCACCAUCCCCAUGCUGUGACAGAACCCAUGAAGCAUAAGUGGCCUUUUUGAACCAAGACUUUGCAAACUGAUCUCUCCCCAGUGAAGGAGUUGAGCACAAGCAACAAUGUACAUUAUUAAUUUUGGAUUUCAUUUUCAUGUUUUAUUUUGUAAAUAUCUGAUGUUUGGAGCUUGAGUAUACAAAAUGUAAAUACAGUUCUUGUAUUUGUACUAAUGUUGAUUCUUUUGCUGUAUAGCCUUAGAUGUGUAAUGCAGACAUUAUCUAACUGUGUAUGGUAGCCUUGCAUCACAGAGCUGCUAGUGAACGAGGUAAAAAUAAUAAAGUACAGCCAGUGCA
Molecule: messenger RNA, 9817 nt
Organism: Mesocricetus auratus (golden hamster)
Lineage: Eukaryota; Metazoa; Chordata; Mammalia; Rodentia; Cricetidae
Gene: Kif1b
Product: kinesin family member 1B
Exons: 49
Coding region: 213-5666 (1817 amino acids)
Biological process (GO): microtubule-based movement
Molecular function (GO): microtubule binding; microtubule motor activity; ATP binding
Source: RefSeq, a predicted model, not a curated record